AUGUCAUCAAAGAUUCCUUAUACCAUCGAGCUAUCGAAUGCAGCUGCUCUUGAAUAUGAAGUCAAGCAAAUGGCAGCUUUGUUUGAACAGCGAGAGUCUGAAGAGAACUGGACAAAGUUUGAAGAAGCGCUGCUCAAGCUAACUGCCAUCACUAGAGGAUCCCACCAACUGUCUGGCUUUACAGCCAUCAUCAAGACUAGACUCAAAACUGCUCUAAUCAAUUGUUUGUCCACUGAGCGCACUCGUCUGGCUCGCACUGCAAUGCUGCUGGUCGAAGCGUUGGGAUCCUUUUUAAAGGAAAGAUUUGAUGCUCUUUCGGACCCUCUGAUGUCUGCUGUUCUCAAGCUCACGGCAAGAGCCAACAGAGUUUAUGUAUCAACCGCAUCAUCAACUCUCAAGUCAUGCAUCGAGUCGUCUGGUGCUGUCACUUUUAUCCCCACUUUGGCAGAUGCACUCAAGAAUGCAAGUAAAACGAUGCGUAUUGCUGCAAUGGAGUGUAUAUGUGCCGUGAUUCGAGUCAAUUCCGUCGAUGCGUUAUCCAACUAUAUUGUUGUUCUUGAGAAUGUUCUUCGUGAGAGUGUUGUCGACUCUACAAACGAAGUUCGUAGUCUAUCUCGAGAUAUGUUCGAUACAUACAGAAAUAGGUUUCCUGAUCGUGUCGACAGAUUUGUUGACGAUCUACCCGAAAUUGCAAGAAAGUAUAUAAAAAUUGAAAAGUCAAAAUCUGGCAAACUGUCUUCAAAACCUCGUCCAAUUUCUAAAGGUUACAGUCAUGAUAAUGGAUUAGGUGUAGAUGAUGCUUCCUUGAAUACACCUUCACUUGCUAAAAAUGCAUCUACGCUAGAAUUGGAUAGAUUGGCAUUAGUCGGUGAAUCUACUACUACCUCGGCACAGUCUACGGUUUCUGCUCCUGUUGCUUUUGGUGGACCACGUCGAGUACUUGGAGAACCUGCCCGUGUAAUUUCCUCUGGAUCCGACCAGUCUCACGCAGAUCAGCCAAGAUCAACGCAGGGUCGAAUGACAUUUUUAACUGAACAUCUCGGUGGUGCGCAACGAGUUGUUCGUCCAGAAAAACCAGUUGCUAACGUUACUUCAGUUAGUUCAGAUUUCACUGGCUUGGCAAAAUUCAAACCAAUGCGAAUUCCUCCAACCUCCACUAAUACCCACAGUUCAUCUCGACCAACAUCCUUUCACUCUGAAGGCUCUCGACCUGCAUCACAGGCUAGCACACAUAGUGUUUCAUCCAAGCUCUCAUCCGAGUCGCUUGCGAAUGCAUCCGAUUUUUCACAACCACGGCGUGCUGCAACAGUUUCGCGCAUCAACCAAUCCAACAUGAUGUACCAGGGCUCAUCUGCAGCCAAUCAUCGGAAAGCUGGUUCAAUGGUCUCUUUAGUCACACCAUCACAAAAUUUGACUGGAAAAAUCAAACGCAACCACUCAACUGCCUCGGUAGGAUCUACACGAAGCUUGGACAAAUCGCGCCAUUCUCAACAUAGUAUCAAUUUAGCAAAGCUCAAGACUGAUAUGCGAAAUUCAGACUGGUCCACUCGUCUCAACUCGCUACAAUUUAUUGCAAAUCAUUUCACUACACUCAAGGAAAAAGGCGAGGCGUUGACGGAUUUGCAGACAAGGACUGAAUUAAAGAUUCUGGAUUUGGUACUACAGGGAAUUACUGAUGCGCAUUUUAGAGUUGUGCAUACUGCGUUGCAGGCAACGCAACUUUUUGUCGAAUCUAUUGUUCUUCCUCGUGCAGUCAUAGAGCAAGUCCUCGUCAAAGUAUCCAGCAUCUAUUACAAUCCCAACUUGAAAAACAAGCACGGUGUAGGUGAAAUCUCUGCCAAUAUUCUUUCACUGUGCAGGGAUAAGUAUGCGGGAGAUGUUCUUUGUGAAGCAAUCAUACAGGAUCUCAAUAACCCAGAGUACGCUAUACACUUGAAGAUGCGUGUCGGAUGUAUUGGGUUUCUUUCUGAUUUAAAUUCGACUCAUUGGAAAGCAUUUUUAAGCAAACCUGCAAGUUGCAAACUGAUGAUGAAUCGACUCAUCACACUAACUACUGAAACGGAUCCAUUUUUUCAGCGCUGUUUGAAGUUUGUCAUUCAAACCAUCAGUGAACUUGGUGGCGAAUCAUUUUGGACAGCAAUCAAGUCUCUUAGAUCCAUAGACAAAAAGGCAAUUGAUGCAUUGUUUGGGGGUGAUAUUGAGCAUGAUAAGAGCAUUUUAGCAAGCGUUGUCAAGCCGACAAAGAUUGGCCAGUCGGGCUCUCCCGCCAACUUGCCCCAUAAAACAACACCCCGCUCAUACUCGAGUGUGUCGCCCAAAGUUUCUGCAAAAAACCUCGCAUCAUACUUGUCACCAUCCCGAUCUCAGUAUUUCAAGAAUUCGGAUGAACUUGUAAGCGGUAAUAAGGAUGAUGACUCGCUAACCACGGUGCAUAGCGAUACUUUAUCACGCAGUUCUUCAAGACCAGUGUCUAUGAUGAGCUACUCUGACGAUCAAUUUGCCGAUGAGGGCAGUACGGGUAGUCUGGAGAAACAUGGAUGGCUUCAUGCAGACAAUAUUGACUCUGUGACAGGGUUAAAUGGAUUGUAUAUAUCGCCGCGUUUGGAUGAUAUUGACAGACAAGCUACGCCCACUCCUCGCUAUGAUAUGGGUAGUUUACGCAUUCAGACCAACGAUGAUGCUACGCCACAUCGUCAUAUUAGACAUUCUACGGCGUCUUCUGCUAGUUCUAUUGAACGUCACACUCUUUUGAACCCCGAUGCAUUCGAUCACGCAAGCUAUGAUAUGACAAGCAGCACUCGCUUGGCUACGCAUAUUCACACAUACUAUGAUCCACAUUUACAGCAGCCUACUCCUGAAGCAGAGGAUGUGAUGGUCACCAAUGGGUUUGAAUUUGCUGCCGAGUUUGAUGAACCAACAACUGAUAUUGAGUUUGACCUUGUGCAACCUGAUAUACUUGAAGAAGUGCUAUUCUCGGACGAUUCUUUGCAGAGCGAUUUUAGAUUUAUCACAUUUGACUCUAAUGUAUCGUCAAAAUCACUAGAGGGACUUGUUCGAGUUUCUCGCAAACGCCGUAGAUCGUUAUGGGGAUCGUGUGCUGGACAAUUUGUGCAAGUGAUUCUUGACGCAUUAGCGAACGAGUCACGACUAGCUUCUAGUAUUAGAAACGCACUGAUCAUGUUACGGGAAUUAAUAUCAAAUCAAACCGAGUUUAUACUUGAGCAUGCAACAGAGAUUUUAAGCUCUGUUUUGCGCUACGAACCAAAUAGCCAUUAUUCCAAAAGUGAAAAAAUGGACAUCUUACUUGAAGUAGAUAGUGUGCUGGCUACAUUUGAGAAUCGGAUUCAAGAAAAGCAGCUGCUUCAAAGUAGCAUUGCUCUUUUGAAAAUGGAUAUUGACAAGCGAUUUUGCUUUGAACUCCUAACAAGGCAUCUAGCUGCUAUGGACAAUGACAGUCUAUGGAACGACAUGGAACAAGACGAUAUAAUAUUCUACCAGCUUGCAUCAGGCUUAAAUUCAAAGAAAUCUGCCACGCGAAAAGCUGCCUAUGACUGUGCCUUGACAAUUCAAACUCAACGAGGAGAGAAAUGGUGUGAACAACUUUAUAGCGCCAUUCGCAAAUCGGCAGGUAUUCCUCGUGAAAUCGUUGUUCGAAGUAUGAUGGGGCGUAUGCGUAUCUCUGCUGAUGUCUGCGAACCAAUCGCAUAA
Batrachochytrium dendrobatidis JAM81 is the source of this 3708-nucleotide messenger RNA. RefSeq lists its product as uncharacterized. The record is from RefSeq and is a predicted model, not a curated record. Gene Ontology annotation, molecular function: microtubule binding. Gene Ontology annotation, biological process: mitotic spindle assembly. Lineage: Eukaryota; Fungi; Chytridiomycota; Chytridiomycetes; Rhizophydiales. Gene Ontology annotation, cellular component: mitotic spindle midzone; spindle microtubule; microtubule organizing center. The transcript is spliced from 9 exons. Bases 1 to 3708 code for a protein of 1235 amino acids.